Molecule: messenger RNA, 1396 nt
Organism: Suillus subalutaceus
Lineage: Eukaryota; Fungi; Basidiomycota; Agaricomycetes; Boletales; Suillaceae
Exons: 9
Coding region: 16-1275 (419 amino acids)
Source: RefSeq, a predicted model, not a curated record
UGUACUUAUCAUACAAUGGAGGCACAACUCAAGGAGCUCAUCCCAUUCUUAAGGGAUAAAAAUCCACAGGUCCGACAAAUAGCCCUGUCAAAUCUGCUCGGGCAAACACCAGAAGGAUCUCCGCACAGAAACAUUUUUUACCAUGGCCUCGGAGGAGCAGGCUUGCAGAAACCUAAGGAAACGGAUAUUAUCCGUGAUCUCAAGCUUUUAUGCCGGGAUCAACUCGCCGUCGCACAUGAUGCUUUCCGUGCAUUAGUCAAUCUUUCCGAUUCAGCACUGCUAGUGCCAUUUUUGUCGGAACCAGCUUUUCUCACUUUCUUGGUAUCGUACAUCUUGAACGCAGAUUCCAUACUUGCAGAUCUGGCAUCCAUGUUGCUUUCCAAUUUAACCGCUUCAUCUUCACCAUGCGCAGCCCUUUUAGCCUUAAAGGUUCCCAUACUAAAAAUAUCAUCUUCAUCAAGUCCUCUUUUCCCAACCCUGUCCCGCUCUGGAACCUGUUCUGCGCCAGUACCUUAUCCAUCAGGAGAGCCGCAGGAUAUCCUCGCUUUACCGCUCCUUAUCGAUGCAUUCGUAGAAGGUGUAUCAAUAGAUCCUUCCGGAGAUAGAGCUCCCCGAAAGCGGAAAGGAGAGCUGCACUUCCUCGCCAGUGUCUUUGCCAAUAUCAGCACAUCUCCAGCUGGCCGCACGUUCUUCGUCACUUCACGACCGACGGAUCCUUUGGAUCCCAAUAGUACCAACGAGUAUCCUCUCGCCAAAAUAGUCGCGUUCACGGAACAUCAAGACACAAUACGACGUGGUGGUGUUGCCUCGACAUUGAAGAACUGCGCUUUUUCUUCACAAGUUCACCGAGCAAUACUAUCUCCCGACACCGAAGCUGUUGCCGUUCCUCCAUCCACAUUGUCUGCUCCGGGUGUCGAUGCAUUGCCUUACAUUUUACUACCGCUAGCAGGCCCAGAGGAACUUGAUCUAGAAGACCAAGAAAAAUUGCCAUCUGCACUUCAGUUCCUUCCAUCCACGAAAAAGCGGGAUCCGGAUCCUGCCUUGCGUUUCACGCAUGUUGAAACACUACUGCUUCUAUGUACCACGCGAUGGGGCCGAGACUAUCUCAGGGAUCAUGGGGUGUAUGAGAUUAUUAGAGGAGCACACAUGGAGGAGACUGUCGACAAGGUAUCUGAGCACAUCGAGCGCCUCAAAACAGCCGAUGACUUCGAUGUGGUGCGUGUUGGAGGUCAAGAAGAUGACGACGACGAAGAUAACAGAAUCGAAGAAGUAUAAGUAGUCGUGAAAAAAAUAAUUCUCUGAUUGAGAUUUUGUCACCAUUAGAUAUUACGUGCGCGAGCUUUAGGUGGGAUUACUCUUUUCUGACAUGUGGCUGAGAAGUAUGUACUCACUGAAC